UUUGUGAUGCCCCCCAAAAAGAGAGUUCUCAAAGAAAAGAAAGAUCUGAAGAAACCUGAAACUUCUGUGGCUGCUGCAACUAGCAGCCAGAAGACUACAAAAUCACAGGAGAAGCUUGGUCGUGGCGGACCAUCCAAGGGGUCAGGAAAACGGAUCAAAGCGGAAGUUUCAGAAACACUGGUGCAACCUAGUUCUACCACUGAGCCAGUGGUGCCUCAGAAACUCCAGCUUGUUCAGGAAGUGACCAUGUCCGACAAAAGUGAUUUAAAAGCUGAACUUGAGCGUAAAAAACAACGUUUGGCACAAAUAAGGGAAGAAAAGAAACGGAAGGAAGAAGAAAGGAAAAAAAAAGAGGCAGAAAUACAGCAAAAAACAGAACCCAUCAUAGAAGAUACUGAUUUGGAUCGCAAAAGAAGAGAGACUGAAGCGUUGUUACAAAGUAUUGGAAUCUCACCAGAACCACCUCUAGUCCCAACCCCUAUGUCUCCCUCCUCGAAAUCAUUGAGCACACCUAGUGAAGCUGGCAGCCAGGACUCCGUAGAUGGCACAAUAUUGGGACGACGAAGAUUUAUUAAACUUGGAGUUUCGAAGAUCACACAAGUUGAUUUCUUACCUCGAGAAGUAGUGUCCUAUUCAAAGGAGACGCAAACACCUGUGACAGCCCAUCCCACUGAAGAGGUAGAAGAGGAUGAGGAAAUGGUGGAACUUAAAACAGACCAUGAUUCUGAAUUGGAAAAUCAAGAGAAGAAGGAAGACGCAAAAGAAGCUCCUCCAAGAGAACUGACAGAGGAAGAGAAACAACAAGUUUUGCACUCUGAGGAAUUUCUCAUCUUCUUUGACCGAACCAUUCGUGUAAUUGAACGCGCACUAGCUGAAGAUUCAAAUAUAUUUUUUGACUAUAGUGGAAGAGACUUGGAAGAUAAAGAAGGGGAUAUUCAGGCUGGGGCCAAUCUUUCAUUUAAUCGCCAUUUCUAUGAUGAGCAUUGGUCAAAACAUCGCGUGGUUACCUGUCUGGACUGGUCUCUGCAGUACCCAGAGCUAAUUGUUGCAUCCUAUAAUAAUAAUGAAGAUGCCCCCCAUGAACCUGAUGGUGUGACGUUAGUCUGGAACAUGAAGUUCAAGAAAUCAACCCCAGAAUAUAUAUUCCACUGUCAGUCGUCUGUGAUGUCUGUCUGCUUUGCUCGCUUUCAUCCCAAUCUUGUCAUCGGUGGAACGUAUUCAGGGCAGAUAGUUCUUUGGGAUAAUCGCAGUCACAGGAGAACGCCUGUUCAGAGAACGCCUCUUUCUGCUGCAGCGCACACUCACCCGAUCUACUGUGUAAAUGUUGUUGGGACUCAGAACGCUCACAACCUCAUUACUGUUUCUACUGAUGGGAAAUUGUGCUCCUGGAGCCUAGAUAUGCUCUCAACUCCGCAGGAAAGUAUGGAGCUUAUCUACAAUAAAUCUAAACCUGUUGCAGUUACUGGGGUCGCAUUUCCAGCAGCUGAUGUCAACAAUUUUGUUGUAGGAAGCGAAGAGGGAACAAUAUACACAGCUUGUCGACACGGAAGUAAAGCUGGCAUCAGCGAGGUGAUCGAAGGUCAUCAGGGGCCGAUUACAGGAAUCAACUGUCACAAUGCAGUAGGACCUAUUGACUUCUCCCAUUUGUUCCUCACAUCAUCAUUUGACUGGACAGUCAAACUAUGGACUACAAAGUCUGUGCCACCAUACUGCUUGAUUUCAUUGGCUGCAGUUUUAGGACUUAAUAAAUUAGUACACGUGUUUGGUUUGCUUACCAGUUAA
Molecule: messenger RNA, 1782 nt
Organism: Bombina bombina (fire-bellied toad)
Lineage: Eukaryota; Metazoa; Chordata; Amphibia; Anura; Bombinatoridae
Product: cytoplasmic dynein 1 intermediate chain 1-like
Exons: 14
Coding region: 7-1782 (591 amino acids)
Biological process (GO): transport along microtubule
Cellular component (GO): cytoplasmic dynein complex
Molecular function (GO): dynein heavy chain binding; dynein light chain binding
Source: RefSeq, a predicted model, not a curated record